AUUUCUGCCGGUGCCGAAGAGAGCGAGAAAGCUGUGAAUGGUUUUUCUCCAGAAACGAAGGAUACUGUCGCUGAAGAUGAUUACCCUGCCGAGAGUUCUACCAAGGAAGACGAAGAAGUUGGCCAUGCGACGAACGGUUUUCCUCCGGAAGCUAAUGAUGCUGCUGCUGAGGUUGAUGCCAAUGACAAAGAAGAGGAAAACGCUCACCCCACGACGGAGGAAUUGUCUCCUGAAACACAUGAUGUUGCCGCUGAAAGUGAUACCCCUAAUGAGGAGAUGAGCAUGGAUUGCUGUGCCAAGUGUGGAGAUGGUGUCCGCCUGUCGGAUGAAUUACGGGCAAAGGGCAAGAACUUCCACAAAGACUGCUUCCGAUGCAUUAAGUGCUCCUGCCAACUGACGUAA
Messenger RNA from Dibothriocephalus latus, 402 nucleotides. Lineage: Eukaryota; Metazoa; Platyhelminthes; Cestoda; Diphyllobothriidea; Diphyllobothriidae. The record is from the annotation of a GenBank genome assembly.